Messenger RNA from Owenia fusiformis, 718 nucleotides. The record is from the annotation of a GenBank genome assembly. Lineage: Eukaryota; Metazoa; Annelida; Polychaeta; Sabellida; Oweniidae.
CCUAAUAUACACAAACCAAAGUUUAAGUGAUCGGUGAUCUGCAGUGAUAGCAAAUAGCUGACAGACAAGAAUACAUUACUGGGAUAGUUAGUUUUUUGGCUAAAAUGAUGAUCGUCUUAUAUCUUCUCGGGUGUGUAACUCUCACAGGGGUGUAUGCGUCCCCAAAUGGGGCUCCGAUCACAGCCUGUGUUAAUAUGCAUCCCAAUCAUGGAAUUGGACCACAGAAUUCGACGUCUCCGUUCCAAGUACAUUCUACGUUGACUAAAUACAAACCAAAUCAACGAAUUACAGUUCAACUUCGAGGCCCCCGCCAAUUUAGAGGUGUCCUAUUACAAGCUCGGGUUCAGUCGGGAAAUCCAACGACGCCUGUUGGUACCUUUCACAUGGAUGGACAGCCUGCAAGAGACUUGAAAACAUUGACGUGCACUGCCCGCGACGACGCUGUUACUCACAGUAAUAGAAAUCUCAAAGGGAACAUUGAGGUUGUAUGGACCGCUCCAAAUAGAAACUUUGGUAACAUCCAAUUUGUGGCGACAUUUGUUGAAAGCAAGACCAGGUACUGGAUGAAUGUAAAAUCUGCACCAGUAUCAGGCUCAAUGGAGACGGUGAUCUUAUCUCUACCACUGUUGCUGGUGACAGCUCUAUCUAGUGUUCUCUACACACGCUGCCACAUGCCUGCGCAUGCGCCUCAGUGAAUCUUAUCUUUUUACCUCCUAUU